AUGGCUUUCAAAUUCGUUAUUUUUGCCGCCGCUUUGGCUUACACCAACGCUGGUUUCCUUUCUGCCCCAGCUGUGGCCACUUACUCUGCUACCCCAGCAGUCCACUACUCUGCCGCUCCAGCCGUGAGCUCCUCUUACAUCCGCCAAGCUUCUGCAGCCCCAGUACUUUCCACUUAUGCCGCCGCCGCCCCAGUUGUAUCCACAUACGCCACCGCCCCUGUAGCCAUUGCCCAUGCCGCUCCAGUUGCCUUUCACGCUCCAGCCUUCGGAUCUUCCCAACAAAAUGUCAUUCGUUCCUUUGGAGGCGCCCAAGCCAUCUCUACCUACUCAAAAGCCGUAGACACUCCAUUUUCUAGCGUACGCAAAUACGACACCCGUAUUACCAAUGAUGCUCUCUCUGUAGCUCACGCCCCACUCGUAUCCACCUACACCGCCACUCAUGCCGCUCCCAUAGACACCUAUUCUCAUGCCUCUCCAGUAGUAGCCAAGGCUGCUUUGGCUUACUCCCCAGCUGUUGCUGUAUCCCACAUGACCUUUUCCGGAUUGGGAGCUUCUUACGCAUACUAG
This is a messenger RNA of Brassicogethes aeneus, 567 nucleotides long. The record is from the annotation of a GenBank genome assembly. Lineage: Eukaryota; Metazoa; Arthropoda; Insecta; Coleoptera; Nitidulidae.